Messenger RNA from Lymnaea stagnalis (great pond snail), 7196 nucleotides. The record is from the annotation of a GenBank genome assembly. NCBI's taxonomy places the organism in Eukaryota, Metazoa, Mollusca, Gastropoda, Lymnaeidae.
AGGAAGAUGAUACCUACUUCAACGCAGCCAGAAUCACAUCAAUUCUCUCCCUUGACUACAGCGUGUGGGUUGGCACGGGGGAAGGAAUCCUCAUCACUUUUGACGUCUUCACCCCGGCCCAAAAAACACCAUCGGAGUCAUCUCCCUUCAUGUCCGAGGCCAUCCUAUGCACAGACAUGGACAUUCAGUCUUGGCGUUCAUCCUCCCAGAGGAGUGACUGUGAGAGUCUUGCCAGACUGAUAGAGGUGGAGAAGAGAGUCAAGGAGAUAUACAAGGAAAGACAGGGCAAUGGCACGGAUAACACGGAUGGCAACACCGGAGACAGUGAUGCUUCAUAUAUAGAAAUGGCUAUCAAGGGGGAUAACUUGGAUAGCAGCAUUCAGAAUGUCAAGGGUAGGUUUCAGCCCGAGAAGAUUGUGAAAAGAAACUCAACAGACCUCCAGAAAGAUCCAAUGAUUGUGAAAAGUUUCAUCUCCCAAAUUGAUUUCCAAGAUAAGAAACUAGAUCUGAGUUCAUCCAAGACUGAUCUGACGAAGACGUUUUCCGCAGACUCUGCCAAAACAGACCUCUCAAUGAAGACAAAUACUUCUGGUCUUAGUUCUACUUACAGCCACCAAUCUGAUACAAGCGAUCAUGCGGUGCUUGAUAAUGCUUCACUUCACGAUUCGGGCUUUGUGCAGUUGAGUGGACCAGGCUCUGAGUCCACUGAACAUUCCUUGAACACUUCCCUGCAGGAGGAUGGUCAUAAGAAUACUGUGUUACCCAGCCCAUUGGAAUCAGGUGCAGACAACAAUAACCUGCCUCCCAGUUCACAGCCCAUGGUGGAUUAUGGGACUCGGCAGGGAAGUCGGGAUGAUCCAUCAACUCAAGUGAGUCGCCAAGGUCCGUGGUCCCAUGAAACAGGCAAUGAAAACUAUGAGAUGAGACAAACAAGAAGGUCCGAGGACAGUGGUGUGUCAUCGCUCAAUGAGAGAAUCGGGGAUGAUCUUAAAGUGAAGAGUGAAUCUUUUAUUCACAAGGUCAUUGUAAAGGGGAAUGCAGAAUUUGUGAACAACCUUAAAAACAUUGAAGGUGGUGGGGUUUCAACGAAGAGUUUAGAAUCUCACAUCAGUGGAUCACUGGAGCAUUAUUCAAAUAGUGACCUUAAAAUUGCUGGGGAUCAAAUUUCUGCAACCGAAAGGAUAAAGAAUGGUCAGUCAGUGUUUUCCAACGGCAGGAGUGUUUCCGAGGAGUCCAACAAAACAAAUGAAUCCGAUGAUGUAUUCCAGGACUGUGAAGGCAAGCAGGAUGUGGUAGGUCCUCAGCAGCAAGUAAUGCCCCACCAAGUGGAGGAUGGGAAGCAGGCUGUGGACACAUGGGUCAAAGGUCAGAAAGUUGUGUUCAACAAUGACGUGGUUUCAGACCAACCGCAGCAGGUUGUGUGCGACAACACUGUCACUCAGGAAAGUCAAGACAGCCUAUCCAAUGGGUUUCAUGUCGGUCUGGAUCAGGCUGAACAUUCCUCCCAUACCAAGGACAUCUUCCAGCGGCAAGACUCAGAGUCUCUGGAGGAAAUGGAAUCCCCUAAUGUUCAAACCCUUGCCACAAAGUUUGAACCCAAACCUGUUGACAACAGCUUUCUAAGGCGUACGCAGAGUUUGAAAAAAAACUUUAAAGUGGAUUCAAAAUUCAGUGUAGUCAAAUCAACGCCUCUCAUAAAUGGAGAGAACUUUUCUGAUUCUAGCCACGAAGAGCAGCCUUCUCUUGAUGAAGGUAAUUUAAAUAUCCCUGGCGAAUCGGGUAGUGAACAAACUCUCUCUGGGAAUUCCCAAUCGCCGUCAGAUGACACAAUUCAUAUGACGUCUUCUGAGAGUUCUGUAGACAAGCAACUGUCAAAUGAAGCCCCCAGGCCCGCAGCCGAUAUCAACUUAAAUGACGAAGAGUUGUACAGUGCUUCACGCAGUCACCAGAAACUCUACAGGCUCAGUCUCAGCAUUGGCAGCACACAAGAAACGACGGACCAGCUCUCUGCCGCAGCUCUUCAGCUUGACAAGGAGCUCAGCCAUUCCAGACCUAUCAUGAGCUCAGAGAGUCUGAGCUACACACACGUGAGUAGGAUGGAGCAGCCGACGAACAUUGCCGGGAGCGUUUCGGCGGACAGCGGCUCACCUGAGCUUGAGCCGACCAAGACUUCAGAUGACGUUUUGCAGACCGGCAAUGUAGACAAUCUGUCAAAGGUCAACUGUAAACAAGCACCGAUCAACAUCCCACGGGGUAAAAUUGACACCAAGUUUUAUGGAGAUUCCGAUGAAGACACGAGUGUCCAUGAAGCUCGUGUCCAGUCCUUCAAAGACAGCUACAAGCGACUGUCGGCCGCCAACUCAAAAUUCAAACUUUUGAAUGACGUCAUUCAAGAAAAUGCUAAUGGCCCUGUCUCAAAACCUGGCUCUAAGAUUCAAAUUCCACCAUCUAAGGAGAUAAGUGGAUCUUCCGCCACUAAUGAACUUAGGACAUCUGCUGAUCUAGUACACCCUGCAAGUAUUUCUCUCAGUUCAUCAAAGCCGUCUCUCGAAAAUAUUGGUAGGAAGAGCUCAGAGGCCAGUAUUAUUUGGGACAAUGUCCAGUCCCGUGAUCCUGACGCCCAGUGGAGGCUGGACUACACCAAUAUCCACGUGGACACCGACAUUGAGAGCCUGGCCAUGUCAUCAGCGUCCUGCGAUGGACAGGGGGGAGGAGAAGGAGGGGACUCCCAGCCGCCAAGUCGGAGGCUGAGCUGUUUCAGCAAUGGCUCUGACAUGAAGGACCAAAGACUGAAUCAGUUUUUGAGGGAUACAGCCAGCAGCUUUAGCUCCCAGUUUGGACAAUCUUCUGAAGAAGACAAAGUAAGUCAAAGGAUAUUUUCUUUUCAAAUAAUUUGUCCAUCCUUUUUAUUUUUACUUUUUAAUUGUAAUUCAUUUAUAUAUAUAUAUAUAUAUAUAUAUAUAUAUAUAUAUAUAUAUUUUAACAUAUAUAUAUAUAUAUAUAUAUAUAAAUAUAUAUAUUAUAUAUAUUUUUUUUUUUUUUUUUUUAAUUUUAUUUUAUUUAUAUAUAUAUAUAUAUAUAUAUAUAUAUAUAUAUAUAUAUAUAUUGUAACAUAUAUAUAUAAAUAUAUAUAAAUAAAUACAUAUAUUAUAUACAAAAUUGGUAAGGAUGGGGUGGGGGUGUGUUACUUGUGGGUCUGAAUAUUGAAUAUUAAAAAAAAACUAUGAUAAAAUUUCCAUUUGUAAAUUAAAUGUGGUCUUAAUGUUUUAAUUAUUGUUGUUAUAUAAGAAAAGAUUCAUAAUGCAUUUGUCAGUAUGAGAAAUCCAUUUUGUGUAAUUUUCAAUGUUUCUUUUUUCAAAGUUAAUUUUUAUCUGCUGGAUGAGAUUUUAAGUUUGUAUUUAUACAUCAACAAGCCAAUCUUUAUCAACAAAGUCUUCAGUCAAUCUUUAUUAACAAAGUCUUAAGUCAAUCUUUAUCAACAAUGUCUUAACUCAAUCUUUAUCAACUAAGUCUUAAGUCAAUCUUUAUUAACAAAGUCUUAAGUCAAUCUUUAUCAACAAAGCCUUCAGUCAAUCUUUAUUAACAAAAUCUUAAGUCAAUCUUUAUCAACAAUGUCUUAAGUCAAUCUUUAUCAACUAAGUCUUAAGUCAAUCUUUAUCAACAAUGUCUUAAAUCAAUCUUUAUCAACUAAGUCUUAAGUCAAUCUUUAUUAACAAAGUCUUAAGUCAAUCUUUAUCAACAAUGUCUUAAAUCAAUCUUUAUCAACUAAGUCUUAAGUCAAUCUUUAUUAACAAAGUCUUAAGUCAAUCUUUAUUAACAAAGUCUUAAGUCAAUCUUUAUCAACAAAGUCUUAAGUCAAUCUUUAUCAACUAAGUCUUAAGUCAAUCUUUAUUAACAAAGUCUUAAGUCAAUCUUUAUCAACAAAGCCUUCAGUCAAUCCUUAUUAACAAAAUCUUAAGUCAAUCUUUAUCAACAAUGUCUUAAGUCAAUCUUUAUCAACUAAGUCUUAAGUCAAUCUUUAUCAACUAAGUCUUAAGUCAGUCUUAUCAAAUUAAAAUUUUUCUUACUUUAUAGAGCAGUUUAAAUAUUUUUAAUAUAUUCAUUCCAACUGUUUUCUAAAUGUAAGGGCUUUAAGAUUUUGCACUGAAUGAAUGUCUGAUGCCUUAAGUCAUGAUUACUUAUUGAAUGCAAGGUCCAAAGAAUGAGUGGGGGCACGAGUAAUGGUUUGUCCUUGUCUCCAGCAAAUGGGCUUCCUGUCCACAUCAAUGCUGAGUGGCUGUAACUCCGUGUCGUGGUCAUCCUAUGAUGAGAUCAGCACACCGCCACAAGGUGACGGUGACAGUGUCAAAUAUAGACUGCCGCGCACGAGGGCGUACAAGUACGUAUUUUAAGGUGUACAUUUGUGGGAGUAUCUACAUUAUAUGGCAUGGUUCAUUCUUGGGUGAAAGAAAAUUACUAUUAUGUGUUACCUCUGAAACCUGUUUUAUAUUUCAAAUUACCAUCUAAUGUCUUCUCACAUAUAUCGAGCUUAAAUAAUGUUAUGGUUACUCCUUGUUCACUAAACAAGCUGGUAUGAUUCCCAUUCAGUUAUUAAGUUGACAGUAAUUAUUUUCCUGUUGUAUUAUUAGUUUGAUGCCAUUUUGUUUAUGUAGAAUUGACAUGCAAUUAAACAUGUUAAACAAGCACUAGCAACAUUUUGCUGACAUUUUAAAAAUAUUAAAUUGACAAAAAUUCCAUCAGCAAAUAUGCAAGAAGUAUUUCUCACUGAAACCAGAUCUCUGUGGCAGCCUUAUAGUCCUGACAGUGUUAAAUUAUCAGACCUGACAGUCUUUAAGUCAUUGUGAACAAAUUUGUAUUUUUUUUAAAAUUCACAUUAGUUUAUCUCAUUUUAUAAACUCUGUAAGUGCAUUUAUGCUCUCUUGACUUAGUUGAACACCUUUUUAAAAAUAGAAAUGACUCAUGACUUCUUGACUUUUAACAUAAUUCAAUAUGGAUUAUUUAACCUUCUGGAAAAUAUAAAUAGUGAUACCUAUAUUUUGGAAAAGACAUGAGUUAGCUUUCUUGAAAGACAAUCUCCCAUUAUGAAAUGACGGAUUUAGGCAGGCGUAUAGAGAAACAAGUUAAUUUUUAAAAGAUGAAGUCAAUGUCAGUCAUGAUCCUUUGUACCAUGGUGCCAAACCAUUGACCUUAGGUUUCUGGAUCUGCCGUCAGUCCAACUCGCACGACCCCACAGUCUAGAAUAGUAUGUUUUAAACUCCAGAUACCACUAUACAAGCACGUCUUUCUGUCUGUCCACAGCAUGGAGAGCCGGACCACAAGUAUAGCCAGUACUAUAGACAUGUACGGCAGCACUGACCUGUCACUGCUGAGCAAAAAUAAGAUCUCUGAUAAACCCGUCAAGUGGCUCGUGGCAACUGAGUAAGUCAUCUCCCCUGACUUUUUAAGACAUGACAAAACUUAACCAUUGCCUUCAUGACUACCACCUCUUGUCUGUAGCCUAAUAGGCAAGGUUCAUGUGGGGCCUUUUGUAAGAGGAAAAAUCCAGAAAAAUUUGCAUCUAGAUAUUCGUUAACUAUUCUGUCCUUUAUUUUUCCAUUGAAUUCAAGUAAGGAAGCAAAUCAAAUAAUUAUGUUUUCAAAUAAUUUUCCAAUUUUUAUUCUCUCAAAGCCAUCAACCUUCUUUUUUAAAUUUAAAAACUUAUUUUAAUGUACCUAGCUGAUUAGUUUCUGUGUGUAAACAAGAUUUCAUUUUAACUCUCAUCGCUAUUCACAUCUCUUAAAAAAGAGCUUUCAUAUAUUAUGUCACCUCAUUGCCAUUUUAUUAAAGAAUAUUUUUAUAUAUAAUUCAUUUGUAUUAUUAUUAUACAUACUUAUAAAUAAUGAUGAUACAUUCUGUAUUGAAAAAGACUAGUAAUGUAUAAUAAUUGCAAAAAUUGUUACUGUAUUUUAAAAUAAUUUACUUUUUUUUAUCUGAAGAAGCCAAGGAAAGCCAGUGGUUCUCAGCUUUUCAGGGUCUCACUCUGAUGAUGAAGCUGUUUUGAUAUGGUCUAGGGAGGCUAAUGAGGUGAGAAACAUGUGAUUAUUUUUCUUUUAAUUCUCUCUGUUGUUAUCGUUUGCUAUCGUAAUUUGUUUUAUAGUUUAAUUAUUUAUUUGAUCUGAUUUGUUAGAUAGUUGAAUUAUUUCUUUGAUCUGAUUGGUUGUCUAAUGUCACUGAUCUGAUUGGCUACUUUGCCUGUCAGUUUUGCUGUUGAUUUGUUAUUUGCUAGAUUUGAUGGUUUGUUAGCUUUAUGAUUAUUUUUUUUUAUUUAAAAAAAAAAAAAAAUUUCUUUAAAGUAUUGCAGCAUUAAGCCAUAUUUAUGGGGAUUUUUUAUUGGACUUUUCGUUGGCAAUAAAAUAACUGAAAUAUUUACUUUAGUUGUGGUUUCCAUCACUGGAAAAAUCAAUAAAACUGUCUCAAUGAACCUGCCUUUUGCUUUAUCAUUCUUGACACUAACAGACUCUGUGGACCAACGCCCCGGUAUUAGAGUACAAUCCAACCACUCGAAUGGCCACUCUGCCAAGCUAUAUGAGGCCCCAGCUAUCCAAUUCUGCCUCAGCUCGUACAAGCCCUCAUAUCCGGCUCACCAGCCAGAACAGCAACUGAUGCAGGGACUCGGAUUCUGGAUUGUGUUAGCCAUGUACCAAAUUAUGCCUGGUGAUGGCAUACUCCUGGCCCGGGGACAGAUGACUUCGGUGACAUUCUCCUGACCUAAGGUUAGAUGACCCAGUGACUUUUUUUCUGAUCCAGGCAUGUAUGACCUCAAUAAAGUUACUUAAAAGCUGAGUUACCAGUUGUUACAAUGCCAAUUAUAUUUUUACUUUGUAUGUGAAGCUCAGCUUGUUCAAAGUAGACCCAUUUAAGAAAGAUAUUUUAUGGGAUAUACACUCCAAUAUGCGUAAUUCAAUCAUGAACCAUUUAAUGUAUGUGUAUAUUGUUUCCUCUGAACAAUAAGUUAGUUGCAAUGCCAAAUAUCUUUUAUUUCUUCAUUGAUGUAAAAUAUUACAAAUGUGGGGAUCUUAAAUACAGCAUUCAUUGUACAUUUAUAUUUAUGUAUACAUAAUAAAAAGUUAUGUUGUAAAAUAUGUUUUCUAAGGUUUGAAAUUCUGAAGGAUCUGAUAGAUCCUUUUAUCCUGUACAGCAUUUUAUAAUGAAAAUUU